UAAUUGAGCAGAAACGUUUCAGCUGUGCUGAGAUCAGCAAACACAAUAAAAUGUUCAGGUGAUUGUGAACUCUUUAUUAUAGUACUGGAAGCGCUCUCAGUUACUUUUGUUUUCACAAUACAGUUUGGGGUUUUCCUGUAAAGAGCGUUGAUCAUGAAAACAACAUCUGACAGAACGCCGCAACCACAGAAGAAACGCAGAAGUGUUGGGAUGCGCAAGAAAAGCACUGCAGCAUACUCUGCCUACAUCUAUAAGAUCGAAAAGUUCAGCACAACGGAUACGGUCUCUGUGAUGCGCCUUUUGCCUGACGCGCAUGCGCAGGUAGGAUCAGAAGCUGCGCGGCUUUCCAAGUUCAACCGGAAGCGCGUUCUCACGCAGCGUGAGCUCCACACCGCCGCUGUGCGCGCGCUUCAAGACAAACGCGCGUGACCCCUCGGGUUUUAAUUCUGCCUUUUAGUCCUGACUCCUGUCCUAUAAAUAAGAUUUAAAUAAAGAUUUUUUUUAAGCGUUGUCCGGACUUUUGUCCAGCAGUAAUUACUGCCUUUACCAUUACUUGAUGACGGAGACUUUUGUAUGUAAUGUUAUGGCAUUUGUACUGUGAGUUUUUCAUUAGGAGUUUGGCGUCUUUAGUUGCUAAGCAACUCUCUGCAGGCCUCUGCUCUCAGCGGUGGCGCGCUCGGCAACAGCAGCGCGUUAUUUGGUAGAAAAUAACAUUCAAUUCCGUGAUUCUUAAUUCAUGCGAAUUGCAGGUCUUGAAAACCACACAAAUGGCUCCAUCAGAAAUGGUCGAACUGGACCCGAGGAGAGGCAGACGCUGUGAAACACUGUGAUCCAGAACUCAUGUGAAUUAAUUCAUUCAUCGAUCAUUUACAAUCUGAUCUCUUCAGGAAGAUGCAGUUCAUGUUGUUGUUCAGCAGACAGGGAAAGCUCCGGCUGCAGAAAUGGUACGUGCCGCUGUCUGAUAAGGAGAAGAAGAAAAUCACACGGGAGCUGGUGCAGACCGUUCUGGCCCGGAAGCCCAAGAUGUGCAGUUUUCUGGAGUGGAGAGACCUGAAAAUCGUCUAUAAAAGAUACGCCAGUCUGUAUUUCUGCUGUGCCAUCGAGGACCAGGACAAUGAGUUGAUCACUCUGGAGAUCAUCCAUCGAUACGUCGAACUGCUGGAUAAAUACUUUGGCAGUCAGUCAGAUGCAAAGCAUGCUGGGAACUACAGAUCAACUGCCAAGGUGUGCGAGCUGGAUAUCAUCUUUAAUUUUGAGAAGGCUUAUUUUAUCCUGGAUGAGUUCCUGUUGGGCGGCGAGGCGCAGGAGACCUCCAAGAAGAACGUGCUGAAAGCCAUCGAGCAGGCAGAUCUCCUGCAGGAGAGUGAAUUCACUUCGUUUUCAGCUCUGUUUGUUGCGUGCCCACAGAUGUGUGUUUUUCACUGCAUGUUGUGCUACACGUGUUUUUCACAUGUGUACCUGCACCAUUAUCACGUGUGUGUGUGUCUCCUUCAGCCGCGACACGAGUACUUUAACAUGCCUGUGUACUGAUUGGCUGUCGCUGUCCAUCCCGCAUGCUGAGCCCCUCCCACCGCACUGCACGGCUGCUGGCUCCACCUCUGCCUCCACACCGUCCUAUCACAGAGCUGCACCUCGGGUCUUCACUGCGUGUCAUUUAUCUGUGGACUGUGUUUGAUGUUUUUCCCCUCCAUCAUUUCACUCAAACUGACAUUGGUUCAUGUGCAGGACGUUAUUCACAUUCAUUACAAACGAAGCAUUUGAGACCUUUUAGUGUUUGUUUCUUAAUCAGCAUUGUUGUCUUGUUUUUUUUUUCCCAUUUUAACAUCCCAUCUGUAAAAUUCACAGCCAAAGCAACAAAAUUGCAUAAAAUAUUGAAUACGUUUAAGUUGAUUAUGAUGGACUUGUUGAGGUUCUUAUAGACGUCUAUUGUCAGCGUGUUCGUGUAAGGGAUGAUUCAGCUCUUGGACUCUUCUAUAAAUCUUAUUUUUAUUGAAUAUCAGCAGCAGAUUUUUAAUCAUAAAUCAUAAGCAAAAAUAAAUAGACUGUCAGUAAUAUGUGAACAAGCCUUCAUUUAACUCUAUUUGGUUAUUUUUACUGGAAAACAAGACAGAAGUACUGAUAAAGGUUUAGUCCGUCCAAAAUGUUCUGGUUGUAUUGUUGUGUUCUUGUUUGUAUUUACUGAGGUGGGUUUGUAUCUCUGUUACUGAAUGUACUGUGGUAGAUGAUGUGACUAUUGUUUGUCGUAGCAACUUAUGAUCUUUUUAUUGAUUCAAUUACAGUAAUAGGAGAAAAUCUAUGCAUUUACAUUUGGAUAACACUUGCACAAUCAAUGGUAGUUUUAUACAACAUUUGGAAACAAUUAGCACUCAAACUGUCUGAAUGACUCUGUAUUGGAGAAUAACACCGCAUAUCACUUUCAUUGAUUCAGUAUUGCCAUCAUUCAGCAUCAUCUGUUCAAUGUGAUUUAUUUGUUACAGGGACAGUUCACGUUCCAUGAUUUAAACUAGAGCUCCUUGGUCUUUAUAUCAAAUAUUGUAUUCUUUAUAGAGUUUGAUUUUCAAACACGUCAAUGCCUGUUUAUGUCAUUGAUCCACUUAUAAAAAUAUGUGUGAUUUGGGAAGUAGAAAGAAAUAAGUAGAUUGAAUUAAUCGUUAUUGUUAAAUGAAAUGAAUACAUUUACAUUUGUGUACUUUCGAAGGGUGAAUUUCAUGAAAACUUACUGUAAUUCUCAGUGGUGAUUCUAAUUGCAGUUUCAUUUAAUUUGUGCUGACUGAAAUUUAUUUGAAUAAAUAUAUAUUUAUGUUUUUAGAGUGAAAUGCUUCAAGUUUCGAGAUGAAAAUGAAAUGAUAGUCUUAUUUUGUCUAUUCUUUGAACAGAUUGGGUAGAUGAGCAUAAAGACAAUACAAUAUAAAAGAAAUGAGGAGAAAUCAGAAUAAACACUACACAAUAGCAAAAGUCACUAUGCGGUAUGAAUAAGAAUUAACAAUAAAACAAUCGCAGUAUAAUAAUCAAGUGUAGUGUCUCGGACACAUUUUUAUAUUGUUAAAUACCUUUUACAAUUUUUAACAACCAACCCAAAUCGACCGUAGACUCGCAUCAGGUCUGACUUCAUUCUGCCGUGGAACCGUCACCUGCUUUUCACUACAAAACUUUAAAAAUAAAGGUUCUUCAGUAGGUUUUAAUAUCUGUUUUUAUCCAUUUCUUAAGGUUCUUGAUGGUUCUUUACAGGUUCCUCAGAGCAGCGUGCUGUUUUCUGAGUUCUUUACUGAACCAGUACACGCUAACAUGAGCAUUAUAGAAAGAUUAUAAGAGGCUAUAAAACCUUUGUGCAACCUUUAUUUUAAAGUGUGUAAAUCUUGAUUUAUUUUUUUUCAACCAUGAUUUUCAACCUUUUAAAAAUUCUCAUGUUUCUUGUUUUUGUUCCCUGUUUUUGGCCGGGCUGUGUUCAGGAUGCCAAAGAGGCAGAAACCCCCCGCAGCGUCCUGGAGGAGAUCGGACUCACAUAAACCCACCGUCCGACACGACUGUACCAAACCCACUGAGAGCCUGUUCAUUUAAACAUGUAGCAAACACACACACACACACACACGUUUGUUUGAUGUUUACUGAAGUUCAAUUCAACAGCCACUGAAAUAUUGCUCAGACUCAUCACACAAUUCUCCUGCUGGAUUCACACUAAACACAGAAAAUGGGAAUCUUUCAUAUUCUUAAAAUUCUUUCACACGACUCGCAUCAGCAUCUGUAGAUGACACAUUCGACCGCUCCAGACAUAGAAUCAAUGAGUUUCCUGACGUGCCAACAGCUUAUGGUUGAGAUUUAGAUUCCUGACUAAAUGUGAAAACCUUUCACAGGUGAGAAUGUCUUUAUAUGCAUUAUCUCAAUAUUACAGGUUUUUAAUGGUCACUUUUUAACGUUGAGUUAGCUAAACACGCUUGUUUUGUUUUGUUGUAUUGUGUUUAUCAAUUAUAACGUUUAUGUCUACACAACAGCAUAUAGAGCUUGUUAAUCGAUGUCAUGCCGCGUUGAAUGUUGCGCCAUCUUGGGAGGAUGGCUGCUAGUGCGUUCAGUGCAGUGUUUUGUUUUUCUUGUUUGAUUGGGAAAUAUAAGUAUGGUAGGUCGGUCUUGCUGUGAUAAAAACCGUAAUAGUAUUACGCAGAGUCGUUCAGGAAAAGCCCCUGGUUCCUUUACUUUCGAUUUUUCCAUAUAUCAAACAAAACAAGUAACAGUUACAUAUCAAAACAAUAAUAGCAGUGGAGUAUGAUCCUCCCAAGAUGGCGGCACCACUGCAACAUAGGGCGUGACGUCAGCUUCACAUUCUCUAUAGCAUUUAAUAUUCAUGCACUCUGUUGAUUGUUUGUGUUACGCUAUUUAACAUAUUGUGUGUGUCAUUUUGUGUUAAAUAAAAGGGAAAACACAAGUCGAGUUAAAAGUAACACAAACUGUGUUCACACAGUAGAUGUGCCUGUUUACUUAUAUUGUCCCAAAUAAGACACCCCCCUUCAAGAUGCUUUUUGGCUCUUGUCUUAUAUAAAGAAAAUACAUUUACCUGAAAAUAA
Triplophysa rosa is the source of this 4556-nucleotide messenger RNA. RefSeq lists its product as uncharacterized. Gene Ontology annotation, cellular component: intracellular membrane-bounded organelle; membrane coat; AP-1 adaptor complex. NCBI's taxonomy places the organism in Eukaryota, Metazoa, Chordata, Actinopteri, Cypriniformes, Nemacheilidae. The transcript is spliced from 9 exons. The record is from RefSeq and is a predicted model, not a curated record. Bases 892 to 1530 code for a protein of 212 amino acids. Gene Ontology annotation, molecular function: clathrin-cargo adaptor activity. Gene Ontology annotation, biological process: intracellular protein transport; vesicle-mediated transport.